Molecule: messenger RNA, 1152 nt
Organism: Podarcis raffonei (Aeolian wall lizard)
Lineage: Eukaryota; Metazoa; Chordata; Lepidosauria; Squamata; Lacertidae
Gene: ACRV1
Product: acrosomal vesicle protein 1
Exons: 3
Coding region: 432-731 (99 amino acids)
Source: RefSeq, a predicted model, not a curated record
CUGUUGCUCACCUGCCCAUCUGAUGGUCUGUGCUCAGUAUAAAUUGCAUGGGCACCAUGACUCGUACAUCAUACAAAGACUUCGAGGGAACUGACACUCUUGUAUUGCUUCUUGGUGUUUUAGCUAAGAUCACGUGUAAUACCACUUGUAGGUGCCACAUUAUCUCUGUACAGGCAGUCAGUCGAAUAUGCAGAGGCUGGGACUGGGCAGACCUCUUCCCCCUUCAUGCCUGCACCUAAUGACUCAAAAGGAUAAAACGUUCUGAUCACAAGGAUGCGUCUGGGGUUUUUCAUUCAAGCAAAACUAAAAGGUGUGUCCUCCAGAAACGAAUCACAGGCUCACCUCACAUCUGAUCGUCAGAGGUGGAGAUAAAUUCAGAUUCCAGCUGCACCCUCCUUGCACAUAGUGUGGACGAAGGUAGAAAACAGAACAUGAAUAGCCUUCUGUAUCUCGGGUUCUGGCUGCUGCUGUCUGUUGAGAUAGUUGUCAGCAUCAGAUGUGCUCACUGUUAUUUUCAGCAUCCGAAAGGUACCUGCCUUGAGCGGAAACGUCCUUGCAGAUUGCACGUGGGGAAGUCUUGCUACAAACAGACCGUCUACUUUGGAAAUACUCUUCUCUUUUCCAAGAAGGGUUGCAGCACCCAAUGUGUUAAUGUUCAAGAAAAGCCAGCAGAGAAUACCAUCACCCAGACUUUCAAAUGCUGCUCUAAUAGAAGUUUCUGCAAUCUCUAAGUGGUGUUGAGUAGCACCAAAGCAUCUGCUUUCUGAAUGAAGUUUUGAGGGUUGGAAGCUUCUACAGGCCUCUUUUCCAUCAAUACCUCCCAAUCGCAAGACCAAACUAGAGGCCAUGAUCCCUGAUAAGGUCUCUCAUCUUUUAAAAAUUUGGCAAAUACUAGCUAAACCAAGGAAGAAGAGGAGAUGGAGAUUCAGGUCUGUUGUAAGGAACGGCAAAGGGAUUUAACACUUCUCCUGAACCCUAUUUUCCAAAGGACAAUCAAGAUCCGGCUUCCGCCUUCAGCUGCCUCAUUACCAAAAACUUUGACAUACACAAUCAUUUGAUUUAUUGAGCAGAAUUUGUUUACUGCUCAACUGUAAAGAAAGCCUAUAAGCAGUUUAUGGAGAAUAUAAAAUUUAAGUUUUCCCAGUGCAUCAA